Xiphophorus maculatus (southern platyfish) is the source of this 1588-nucleotide messenger RNA. Its product is annotated as neurogenic locus notch homolog protein 1-like. Gene Ontology annotation, molecular function: calcium ion binding. The record is from RefSeq and is a predicted model, not a curated record. Lineage: Eukaryota; Metazoa; Chordata; Actinopteri; Cyprinodontiformes; Poeciliidae. The coding region runs from base 266 to 1216 and encodes 316 amino acids. Gene Ontology annotation, biological process: heterophilic cell-cell adhesion; establishment or maintenance of epithelial cell apical/basal polarity. Gene Ontology annotation, cellular component: plasma membrane; protein-containing complex. The transcript has 6 exons.
UAGUGACUUCAGCGCUCUGGCAGCAUAGAGAGGUGCGAGACUUUUUCAGCGCCGUGGCUACGCAGAUGAAGUUUAUUUUUUUGACGGGGUUUUUUUUCUUUCAGUUUUAGAGUAACUCGUAAGUAGCCGCUGAAGCUGAUUUUGAACCAUUUAAAUUUCGCGUUAAUCCUCCACUGAGACUUUUUUUUUUUUUUUGAGAAGUAAUCGUUGAAGGGAGACAGCUCAACUUUUUGGCUGGCUGCCCUAUGUGGAUUUUACAUAAAAUAUGGAACACAUACCCGGUUUCUGCCUUGGCAAGGCCCUAGUCUUGGUCUUCUACUUCACUCGGCUAACUCUUGGUCUGCAGUGUGUGGAUGAAAAGGCGCCUUGUAUUAACAACGCAACAUGCCUGACCUUUAACAAUGGCACAGAAUACUGCAGGUGUGCUCCAGGUUAUUUGGGAGAGUACUGUCAGCACAAGGACCCUUGUCAACCAGGAUACUGCCUGAAUGGGGGGAACUGUUCUGUGUCCAUGUCAGCUGGGGUUCCUGUUCCUGGUAGCACCUCCUGCACCUGCCCUCUUGGCUACACCGGACAGCGCUGCCAAACUCCCCAAAACUCCACGUGUUAUCCAAACAACCCAUGCGCCAACAAGGGGGUCUGUACCCUGCUGUCCCUUGUCAAGUACAAGUGUGAGUGCACCAGAGGAUGGACAGGUCAGCAUUGCACAGAGGAUGUGGACGAGUGUCGGCUGCAGCCAAAUACUUGCCAAAAUGGCGGUACAUGUAGCAACUUGAUCGGUGGCUACGUCUGCGUGUGCGUCAACGGCUGGAGCGGCCCCGACUGCUCUGAGAACAUCGAUGACUGCUCGACAGCCGCAUGCAGCCAGGGCUCCACUUGUAUCGACCGUGUUGCGUCUUUUAUCUGUGUCUGUCCCCCAGGAAAGACAGGUUUGCUCUGCCAUAGAGACGAUGCCUGCAUCAGUAACCCCUGCAGAGAGGGCUCACAUUGCGACACCAACCCCAUCACUGGGAUGUUUAACUGUAACUGUCCACCGGGAUAUAUAGGCAAUACCUGCAACAGAGACAGAGAUGAAUGCAGCAUUGGUCCUAACCCAUGUGAGCAUGGCGGUCAGUGUGUGAACACUGAUGGCUCCUUCACUUGUAACUGUGUCAAAGGUUACUCAGGGCCUCGGUGUGAACAAGAUGUCAAUGAAGGUGCUCCAACCCCUGCCUGAAUGAUGGCAACCUAUAAAAAUACUAAUCAGUAUGUUUCUGAGUAUGUUGAAGGAGGCCCUGCUGAAGGAUGCAGAGACAGCCGGCACCAGUUCUAAUCAGACGGCUGCUCAGCAGAACAUCCUAUUCUUCAUGUUUGUAAUAAGAUAGUGUAUAGAUAAAUGGUGCUGAUACAGUCAUACCGUUUGUAGUAAAUCUUAUGAAACUGUGCAUCACGUUGCAGCUGCAUAUGUUUUGAUAAGAGCUGAAACGUGCAUUGUAACUAGGGAUGAUUUUCAAUAAAAAGAGAGGUGCGGCGGAAUGUGUUUUCAGAGCGGUAGGAGAUUGUAACUGGAAGCACAUCUCUGUCCGUUUCUCCUCGCGAGUGAAAAGAA